Molecule: messenger RNA, 1068 nt
Organism: Nerophis lumbriciformis (worm pipefish)
Lineage: Eukaryota; Metazoa; Chordata; Actinopteri; Syngnathiformes; Syngnathidae
Source: RefSeq, a predicted model, not a curated record
AUGCCUCCCGCGCCGAGCCUGCAGUCCAGCGGGCUGACGCUGUCCGAGAUCAGCAUCGGUAGUAGCCAAUCUGUCCGUUGUCUUGUAGGUUCUUUUAAGAGGAGGAAGAGGAAAUCCAUCAUCGUCACAGUGAUGCUGCUCAUUGUGUCGGUGCUCAUCCUCGUCUUCGGCCUGGCAGCAACGACCAGGACGCAAAACAUCACAGUUGGGGGCUACUACCCGGGCCUCAUUCUGGGCUUUGGCUCUUUCCUGGGAAUCAUCGGCUCCCAUUUGAUCGAGAACAAGAGGCAGAUGCUUGUGGCUUCUAUUGUCUUCAUCAGCUUUGGAGUCGUGGCUGCAUUCUGCUGCGCUAUUGUAGAUGGAGUUUUUGCUGCCAGGCACAUUGACCUGAGGCCCUUGUAUGCAGGACGGUGCGACUACCUCUCCAGUGAGACUGCAUCUGAGCGAGAAGUGCCCUGCCAGACGUCGUCUCGCACGUCCUGCAACCUGCGCGUGAGAAGCAACACGUGUUACUGCUGCGACCUGUACAACUGUGGCAAAGAGCAUCCUCUCAUGGGACUUCAGAAUAGAGAUGGUUUGAAAAAAUUUAAGAAACCAUCCAUGAUUUGGAACCGUGUGGAAGUGGUAGGCGGAUACCACGAGUACACAGACGUGAAGAGCUGCCAAGACGUGGUGCACCUCUACCACCUGCUCUGGUCGGCCACCAUCCUCAACAUCGUGGCUCUCUUCCUGGGAAUCAUCACUGCUGCGGUGCUCGGGGGCUUUAAAGACAUGACCCCAGCUCAAACAUCAGAUAGUACAUCAGAACCGGAAGCCAUCACGGCGUCUGUCGACUCUGAUGCCCCACCGCGCACUAACUCCCACGUCAACUCCUACCGCAACUCUGCUCCCUGCCUGCCACCAUAUUCGGCCUAUGAUGCGCAGGGUUCCUAUAUGUUCGCCGACUCUUCCGGCUUGUCUGAUGACUCGCAAUCCGGAGCAAGUCACCUGUGGCCCACCUUGGUUCCUCCUCGCUACUCUCCACCUCACGAGCAUCCGGAUGACAAGCCACCACCGUACAGCCCCUAG